AUGGCGCCGCGAAUACCCAUGCUGCGCCCGGCGCUGCUCCAGCGUCCCUUCUACUGCACGGCGCGCCCGUACUCGACGAAAGCUCCGAACCCUACCAGCCAGUUCUACAAGACAUUUACCCGUCCGAUUGCCAAAGUCGUCCUCGGCGCCGUCCUUACAUAUCAGCUCGUGUACUGGGCCUGGGUAAAACUUGAGACGGACGAGAUAAUAGCAGACACAGCCGAACGCAAGGUGGAUGAAUAUAAGAACAAGACUGCGUCCGACAGCAAGCCAAAGGGUUCAUGA
Molecule: messenger RNA, 285 nt
Organism: Clonostachys rhizophaga
Lineage: Eukaryota; Fungi; Ascomycota; Sordariomycetes; Hypocreales; Bionectriaceae
Source: the annotation of a GenBank genome assembly